Messenger RNA from Choloepus didactylus (southern two-toed sloth), 1840 nucleotides. Its product is annotated as aldehyde dehydrogenase family 3 member B2-like. The record is from RefSeq and is a predicted model, not a curated record. Gene Ontology annotation, cellular component: cytoplasm. Gene Ontology annotation, biological process: aldehyde metabolic process. The transcript is spliced from 10 exons. NCBI's taxonomy places the organism in Eukaryota, Metazoa, Chordata, Mammalia, Pilosa, Megalonychidae. Gene Ontology annotation, molecular function: aldehyde dehydrogenase (NAD+) activity. The coding region runs from base 62 to 1462 and encodes 466 amino acids.
GUGCGUGCAUGCACCGGCGCGUUUUGGGGUGCGCAGGCACCCCGGACCUCGUGGUCACCUGAUGGAGCCGCCCGAGGACACCCUGCGGCGGCUGCGGGAGGCCUUCCGCGCGGGCCGGACGCGACCUGCCGAGUUCCGGGCGGCGCAGCUGGAGGGCCUGGGCCGCUUCCUGCGGGACAACAAGCAGCUUCUGCAGGACGCGCUGGCGCAGGACCUGCGCAAGUCGGCCUUUGAGUCCGACAUUUCCGAGCUUAUCCCGUGCCAGAAUGAGUUGGACCUGGCACUCAGGAACCUGAGCACCUGGAUGAAGGACGAGCCCGUGGCCUCCAACUUGUUGACGAAGCUGAGCUCAGCCUUCAUCCGGAAGGAGCCCUUUGGCCUGGUCCUCAUCAUCACCCCCUGGAACUUCCCGGUGAACUUGACACUCGUGCCUCUGGUGGGCGCCCUGGCCGCAGGGAACUGUGUGGUGCUGAAGCCAUCAGAAAUUAGCAAAGGCACCGAGAAGGUCCUGGCCAAGGUGCUGCCCCAAUACCUGGACGAGAGCUGCUUUGCCGUGGUGCUGGGUGGACCCCAGGAGACGGAGUGGCUGCUGGAGAACAAAUUUGACUACAUCUUCUUCACAGGUAGCCCUCGCGUUGGCAAGAUCAUCAUGGCCGCUGCGGCCAAGCACCUGACGCCCGUCACGCUGGAGCUGGGGGGCAAGAGCCCCUGCUAUGUGGACGACAACUGCGACCCCCAGACCGUGGCCAACCGCGUGACCUGGUUCCGCUACUUCAACGCCGGCCAGACCUGCGUGGCCCCCGACUACGUGCUGUGCAGCCCCGAGAUGCAGGAGCAGCUGCUGCCCGCCCUGCAGGAUGCCAUCACCCGUUUCUAUGGCGACGACCCCCGUUGCUCCCCGGACUUCGGCCGCAUCAUCAGCGAGAAGCAUUUCCAGCGGCUGCAGGGCCUGCUGGGCUGCGGCCGGGUGGCCGUCGGCGGCCAGAGCGACGCGAGGGAGCGCUACAUCGCCCCCACGGUGCUGGUGGACGUGCAGGAGACGGAGCCGGUGAUGCAGGAGGAGAUCUUCGGGCCCAUCCUGCCCAUCGUGAACGUGAGGAGCCUGGACGAGGCCAUCGACUUCAUCAACCGGCGGGAGAAGCCGCUGGCCCUCUAUGCCUUCUCCAACAGCAGCCAGGUGGUGGACCAGAUGCUGGAGCGGACGAGCAGUGGCAGCUUUGGGGGCAACGAGGGCUUCAUGUUCCUCACCCUACCAUCCCUGCCACUGGGAGGGAUUGGCAACAGCGGGAUGGGGAGGUACCACGGCAAGUUCUCUUUCGACACCUUCUCCCACCACCGCGCCUGCCUGCUCUCGCCCUCAGGCCUGGAGAAACUCAGUGAAAUCCGCUACCCACCUUAUACUAACCGGACCCAGCAGCUGAUCACCUGGGCCCUGAGCUCCCGGAGCUGCACCCUUCUCUGAGCGCCCAGCCCCCCGCCCCCACGUGACCCCUCCGUCCUGCUGCCCAUGGCUGCCGGGCCCUGACCUGCUCUGGGCUGCCACCUGCUGCCCAGGUCCUCAGCGGCCCCUGACAGAUGGGCGUCCUGCCCAGGACUGUCAACAUCCAAUGCCUGUGGCUUCAUCUGAGCUGACGGCCAACCCGGCAGGACCUCUGGGUGCCUGGUCAGCCCCUUUCAGGAACAAAGUUCCUUCUGCAGCCUACUGGCAGAUUCAUUGACUCUGCUUGAUUAUGUCUGGUGAUGGGGAGCUCACCCCACCCAAGGUUGGGCAACUCCUGUGGUUAGAAAGACCUGCCUUGUGUCAUGUUGAUAAAUAGGCUCCCCAGGGGCAGAGACCUUU